Molecule: messenger RNA, 3400 nt
Organism: Mandrillus leucophaeus (drill)
Lineage: Eukaryota; Metazoa; Chordata; Mammalia; Primates; Cercopithecidae
Product: centlein
Exons: 21
Biological process (GO): protein localization to organelle; centriole-centriole cohesion
Cellular component (GO): centrosome; centriole
Source: RefSeq, a predicted model, not a curated record
ACAGAAAUCUGAAGGUAAAGACAGAAAAGUUCUAGAAAUUCUGCAAGUCAAGGAUGCCAAAAUACAAGAAUUUGAACAGAGAGAAUCAGUACUGAAACAGGAAAUAAAUGACCUUGUAAAACGAAAAAUUGCAGUAGAUGAAGAAAAUGCUUUCUUAAGGAAAGAAUUCAGUGAGUUGGAGAAGAAAUUUAAAGAUAAAAGUCAAGAAAUUAAGGACACUAAAGAGUGUGUACAGAACAAAGAAGAGCAAAAUAGACUAAUUAUAAAAAAUCUGGAGGAGGAAAACAAUAAAUUAAGUACCCGCUGCACUGACCUGCUAAAUGACCUGGAGAAACUGAGGAAGCAGGAAGCACAUUGGAGAAAAGAAAAAUAUAGCACUGAUGCAAAAAUAAAGGCCUUUGAAGACAAUUUAAUUGAAGCAAGGAAAGAAGUUGAAGUAUCACAGAGUAAAUAUAAUGCUCUAUCAUUACAGUUGAGUAAUAAACAGACUGAACUUAUCCAGAAGGAUAUGGAUAUUACCCUGGUCAGGAAGGAACUGCAGGAGCUGCAGAAUCUUUACAAACAGAACAGUACACAUACAGCCCAGCAAGCAGAGCUGAUCCAGCAGCUUCAGGUUCUCAAUAUGGACACACAAAAAGUACUGAGAAAUCAGGAAGAUGUUCACACAGCUGAAAGUAUAUCAUACCAAAAACUUUACAAUGAGUUACAUAUUUGUUUUGAAACCACAAAAUCAAAUGAAGCUAUGCUCCGGCAAAGUGUUGUUAAUCUUCAGGAUCAGCUAUUACAGAAAGAGCAAGAAAAUGCUAAGUUAAAAGAAAAACUUCAGGAAUCACAGGGAGCACCUCAUCCUUUAUCUCAAGAAAGUGAUCCAGACUACUCAACACAGGUACCUUAUCACCCAUCCUUAUCAAGCUUAGAAACAUUAAUGGUUUCACAGAAGUCUGAAAUUGAGUAUUUACAGGAGAAACUAAAGAUAGCAAAUGAAAAACUGUCAGAAAACAUAUCUCCCAGCAAGGUUUUCUCAGAAAAGAGCAUCAUGACAAGUGCUGAAGGAAAACAUAAGGAACCACCUGUGAAACGUUCAAGGUCUUUGUCCCCAAAGAGCUCUUUCACAGACUCAGAAGAGCUACGGAAGCUAAGAAAUGCUGAAAGAAAGAUUGAAAACCUAGAGAAGGCACUACAACUAAAGAGCCAAGAAAAUGAUGAGCUAAGAGAUGCCCAUGAAAAACGCAAGGAAAGGCUACAGAUGUUACAGACCAACUACAGAGCAGUAAAAGAGCAAUUAAAACAGUGGGAAGAAGGCGGUGGCAUGACUGAAAUCGGGAAAAUAAGGAGAGCAGAUCCCCAACAACUUCGACAAGAAGAUUGUGAUGCUGUGUGGAAUGAACUGGCAUAUUUCAAAAGGGAAAACCAGGAGCUAAUGAUUCAAAAGAUGAAUCUUGAAGAAGAAUUAGAUGAACUUAAAGUACAUAUAUCUAUUGAUAAGGAAGCAAUACAAGAAUUGAAUAGAUGUGUGGCAGAGAGAAGAGAAGAACAGCUCUUUAGAUCUGGUGAAGUUGAUGAGGUCAAGAGGAGUACUCCAGAGAAGAAUGGAAAAGAAAUGUUGGAGCAGACAUUGCAGAAGGUCAUUGAGUUGGAAAAUCGGCUGAAAUCUUUUGAGAAAAGGUCGAGAAAAUUAAAAGAAGGGAAUAAAAAAUUAAUGAAAGAAAAUGAUUUUCUGAAAUCCCUCUUAAAACAGCAACAAGAAGAUACUGAGACCAGAGAAAAAGAGCUAGAACAGAUAAUAAAGGGGAGUAAAGAUGUAGAAAAAGAAAAUACUGAACUUCAAGUAAAAAUCAGUGAGCUGGAGAGAGAAGUCACUUUCCUGAAGAGACAAGUGGCAGAAGCUAAUGCAUUGAGAAAUGAAAAUGAAGAGCUGAUCAACCCAAUGGAGAAAUCACACCAGUCAGCAGACAAAGCUAAAUCCGAGACGGCUACCACGAAAGUGAGAUCUGGACGAUAUGAUUGUAAGACAACUAUGACCAAGGUUAAAUUUAAAGCUGCCAAGAAAAAUUGCUCUGUGGGUCGUCACCACACUGUUCUCAAUCACUCCAUCAAGGUUAUGAGCAAUGUGUUUGAGAACCUCAGCAAGGACGGCUGGGAGGAUGUGAGUGAAAGCAGCAGUGAUUCUGAAGCACAGACCUCUCAAACUUUGGGAACAAUUAUUGUAGAAACAUCCCAGAAAAUAAGUCCUACAGAAGGUGGAAAAGACCAGAAAGAAAGUGAUCCAACAGAAGACAGCCAAACAAAAGGAAAAGAAAUAGUACAGACAUAUUUAAAUAUAGAUGGCAAGACCCCAACGGACUAUUUUCAUGAUAAGAAUGCCAAAAAACCAACUUUUCAAAAGAAGAAUUAUAAGAUGCAAAAGAGUUCACAUACAGCAGUUCCUACUAGAGUCAACAGAGAAAAAUACAGAAAUAUAACUGCCCAGAAAUCAAGUAGCAAUGUUAUUUUAUUACGAGAACGGAUUAUAUCCUUGCAACAACAAAACAGCGUACUUCAGAAUGCCAAGAAAACAGCAGAAUUGUCUGUUAAAGAAUAUAAAGAAGUUAAUGAAAAGCUCCUCCAUCAACAGCAAGUAUCUGAUCAACGAUUUCAGACAAGCAGGCAGACAAUAAAGAAGCUAAAUUUGGAUUUGGCUGGGCUUCGGAAAGAAAAAGAAGAUUUACUAAAGAAAUUGGAGUCCUCAUCUGAAAUCACAAGUUUGGCAGAAGAAGUUUCCCAAGUAACAUUUCCACGGAUACAAGUUACAUCACUUGGUCCUUCAAGGAGCAUGGAUUUGGAAAUGAAGCAAUUACAGUGUAAAUUAAAGAAUGCAACUAAUGAACUCACUAAACAGUCAUCAAAUGUGAAGUCUUUGAAAUUUGAACUCCUAGCAAAAGAAGAACACAUAAAGGAAAUGCAUGAAAAGAUGUCUCGAAUGGAGAGGGAUAUAACUAUGAAAAGACAUUUGAUAGAGGACUUGAAAUUUCGACAGAAAGUAAAUUUGGAAAGUAAUGAGAGUUUUAGUGAAAUGUUACAAAAUCUUGAUAAAAAGGUAAAGACAUUAACUGAAGAAUGUUCCAACAAGAAGAUAUCAAUUGAUUCACUAAAGCAAAGACUUAAUGUUGCUGUAAAAGAAAAGUCACAGUAUGAACAGAUGUAUCAGAAAUCUAAAGAGGAGUUAGAAAAAAAGGAUCUCAAGCUUACUCUCCUAGUAUCAAGAAUAAGUGAGACUGAAUCUGCAAUGGCAGACAUUGAAACAGCAGCAUCUAAGCAGCUUCAAGGAUUAGCAUUGCAAAGUGAACAGGUUCUAGAAGGUGCACAGAAGACAUUGCUGUUAGCCAAUGAAAAAGUGGAAGAGUUCACCAAAUUCGUGAAG